UUGUUGUCAUGGCGGCGAUUCAAAUGUUUGCCAAGCUUGGACUAAAAAUUAAAUCGUUAACCAUGUGCUUUACUUUAAUUAACAGUCUUUUGGCCACGCUACGUGCGUAACUAAUUAAUAAUUUCGAUACGAACAGAAAAAAGUCGUUGCAGGCUAUGGUCGAAUGGAUUAUGUCGGGAUUAACUUGAUGUUUGCAAACUUCAAUUCAAAAGCGCAGUUAGCUUGCUAAUGCUAACUCGUUAUUAUAUGCGCUAUGCAUCAAUAAUUGUUUGCUAUUGUGACUGAAUUUGGCGGUUGCUGUUCCUCUAAUGUCUGCCCACACAUCCGUGGUACAGCAAAGUCAAGGGAAAGACUGGGUUGCUUUAGAUUCAACUCGAAACGUCCACAGCGAUUUAACUACAGGGAUGUCCCACACCAAGCUAUUGUUCAAUGAAGCCGUCCCUGCAAGUACCAGCAACCGUGCCACUUAUGUACGCCCGCCAGCCCCCAUUGUGAUAGAGAGGCUGCUGCCACUGCCAGAGGAGAAUGAGAAAGUGGACAGCACCAGAAGCUCCAUCAGCUUCACCACUCUCUCUGAGGAGAGACUGCGGGCUGCAGUUCAGCUGGCCAAGCGAGAUCUGAGACGAAGACGACUUGAGUCACUGACAAAAUCCCCUGCCAAACCCUCUCAAGAGGCCUCCCUCCUGGAAACAAGUGAUGUAGAGCUGCUUCAGGAGCUUGCAGCCUCUCCAGAUAAGACCAAGGUAAAGACCUCCAGUCCAAAAGUAAAAGCAACCCGACCUGGAGCCAAAAGGUCGGUGCACACACCCCAGAAGCGUCCUAUUUCUCCCAUGCCUCGGAUUGGCCAGUCACCCCCGACCAGAGAUCCUGGCCUAAGGCAGUCUGAAGGAGGCAAACAGGCUCCCUUAAGCCAGGAGAUCUGCAAGCUGCAAAAUGAGCUGGAGGUGUAUAUUAAGAAAGUAGAAGAGCUAGCCAACAGAGGAGAGAAAAUAGAGGAGCCACUGGAUCCUGAAGAGCAAAACAGGUUGGAGAUGCGCCGAGAGAAGCAGGCAGCCCGCUCAGCACGUGUCAUCUAUGUUCUCCAACAACAGGUGAAAGAGAUACAAGAGGAUAUAGAGAAACUAAAAAGCCAGAAAAUGUGGGACACCAAAAAGUCCAUGGCAAUAAACAGGCUUGCAGCUGCCCACCGUGGAACUCUGAGGGCCUUACAGGUUGUUAUCCACCAGCUUUCAGAUCUAUCUCAUGGCAAGGUACCCCCAUAUUACAAAGAGCUGGGCCAGCUGAUUCGCCAGCUCUCUUUGUGCUCAGCCAAGGUUGAAGUAGAACAGGGUUCAGCUGUGCCUGAGACGGCUCUCAACAUCCUGCAGAAACUAGAGACUUUGGAUUCUGCCCUCAGUAAACAAGAGCUGCUCAAAAAGAUGCAGGCCCCAGCAUGUCCUCCACACAGGAGGUCUCCUCAUCGCAGCAUGUCACCUAUUGGUGCACCCAAGGGUCCUGGCACCUCAAAUGUUCAAGGGCCUUGCAAACCGGGAAACCCCAAAAGAGGUGCCCGUGGUGCAGGUAAGAGAACGGCUUCACAGAGGCCCAAAACUACUUUUCACCAGCUCAUGAACCGAAAAGAGGUGCUCAGGGCUGGCCUGGAGAGCCUCGCCCAGAGGGAAAGAGAGCUGCUGGGACGACUUCAGGCAAACACCAGCUGCAGAGAAGGAGGAGUUCAACGCCCUGAGAGAAGGAAGGCAAACAUCAUAAUGAAGCGUAACCAGAGACCAGCAGGUUUCCAGCAGCCCACAGUCUCCUCUCAGCUCAGAGUGAACCAGCUCACCCAGAAAGAGCCCUCUGUGCCCUGGAUACCUACAUCUCCUCACUCUCCUCCUCCACAGCGAUCCCCUCAAAGGAGAAGACCAGAGCCUCGAUGUCUUUUCUCUCCCGUGAAGCCGUCGCCCAGCCCUCCAAGGCAGACGGUGGCCGGUGGUUUGGUAGCACAGUCGGGGUUGAGCUCAGAAAGGAAGAAACAAGCUCAGAAUGAAGCAUUAAGGAACGCCUGGCUGGAUAAGACGACGAUGCAGAGGCUGAAAGAGCUCAACCAGCUGAGUAAAGAAGAGACUGAACGCAUUAAGACAUUAAGGUCAGAAGUUGUCCCGCCAACUCGAUGGGCUGAGAGGGCUGAGCAGGAGGCCAGAGAGAGAAUUCAGCCCCUUCUGGAUGAAGCACAGCAGAUUGGUGAGUCCAGGAACAGGGUCAGCUCCUCGCUGAGGAAUCGGCUGUCUGAGCAGGCUGCAGAGAGGGCAGCAGAAAGUGCUGAGCAGCUGAGUGAGGCACUCCUUGAAGAUCUGCUGGAGGACACUGCACGGGCGGCGUGGGCGGCUGAGGCAGACAGACAGUUGGAGGGCAUUGCUCAGUGUAGGCUGGAGGCCCCCACCCUGGAGAGUAUGCUGCUUCGUAUGGAGGAGAUACAGAGAGAUCAGGAGGAAGUGAGGAGACGGUUUGCUUCUAUCACCUAUUCAGACCCUCUUUACUGGGACCGACCAGGAACAGCAGGACCCCAGUGCCAUGCCACGGGCUCUGGGCCAGCCUCUCCUCAGCCAAUUAGGCUCACAAGGCCAGUGCUGAGGCAGACCUCUGCAGCUGACAUUGUCCUAGAGAAACCUGUGGAGACUGGACACAGCGUCCUCUCUGAGAACAGCCUGACAGAGGAGGCAUCCCAAGAUGAAGCGCAGCCCAGACACAGCACCGUGUUCCCAGGCCCAGUGGAGAGGAGCAAGAGGACUGUUAUCUCUGUACCAGGCAGCAUGCUGAGAAACAUCCGGCGGUACUGCGAAGACUACGAGGCCUACCUGCGUGUUGUGGCUCAUGAGGCUGUCGGCAGCUUCAACCCCUGGGCCAUCGCAGAUGGCCUGGCAGAUGAUUUGCUGUCAGAGGCCCUGGCUGACGUGGCAGCAGAGUUUCAGGAUGUUGUGGAGGAGUACGCCGAGGCCGUCUUCACCUCAGAGUUUCUUCAGCCAGUCCAGUCGCCUCCUGCUUCAGCUGCAGCUUUGGUCAGCCAAUAGGGUGUUACAGCAUCAUGGACAGUUCGCUCUAAAUAUUGUGUAUUUAUUUUAGCAGAAAAUCUGCAUCUACAGACUUUAAGCACAAAGCAUGGGUUUCAUUUUGGAAUGAAACUCUUACAUGUCUGUACUCAUGUUGUUUAUUUACAAAGAUCUAUAUUUAAUUGGGAUUGCAGAUAUUUUUUUAAUGGAGCUGCAGCAGAUGAGAGUGUUGAAUUGCACAGGGAGCAUUAGUCACAUUACUCUUUACGGUCCAUCUGUAUCUGUGAUUGAAUUCUGCUGGGAAAGUUAGUUUAGUUUAGAUAAGCUUGGAGAGACCAUUACGACAUUACAGAGGAUUAUAAGAUUACCACCCUCCCUUUGCACUUGGUUUAAAUCUCCCUGAGGAUUACUCACACUUUCUAUUCUCUCGUUGGAAUAUGGAAAUAAAUUAAUUGCAUAUGGUCUCCACCAAAAUAACAUUGGAAGCUCAGGGCAUCAUGUGUUUAAUCUGUUGUGACUUGAUUUCCUCUUUUGCAUAUAAUGUGUAAAUAAAGGGUCUAAAUGCA
Epinephelus lanceolatus (giant grouper) is the source of this 3592-nucleotide messenger RNA. Its product is annotated as KIAA0753 ortholog. Lineage: Eukaryota; Metazoa; Chordata; Actinopteri; Perciformes; Serranidae. The record is from RefSeq and is a predicted model, not a curated record. Gene Ontology annotation, cellular component: microtubule organizing center; centriolar satellite. Gene Ontology annotation, biological process: centriole replication; protein localization to centrosome.